UGUGUUGAGUCUUUCUUUGGUUCUUCCUGAUUCAACCUUUUUCCAUCUUUUCUGGUUCCCUCCUAAUUCCAAUUUUCUCGUCUCAAAUUCCCUUCACUCGCAGCUCAACAACACUUCCCUGUCACUCGAUUUCAACCCUUCACAGGAAACAAGCCCUUCAUUUGUUCCCUCGCCGGAACCCUAGCUUCUGCCAAUGGCAUCCAAGAAGAAGCAAUCUGAAGGUAUAGCCUUAUUGUCCAUGUACAACGACGACGGAGACGACGAUAUGGAGGACGCCGAAGAAGAUGAAGAAGAUAACCAAGAGAUAGGUAUGCGCCACGAGCAGAACGAGGACGCCGCCGCCGGAGGAUUCGCUGCGGAGGUAAAUUUGACCGCCACCGACACGGAUAGAAUGGCAGGGAUUGAUUCAAGUAACGAGGGAGUUGCGGACGAGGUGUCCACGCCGGCGGAGAAGCGCAGGUUUGGAACUCCAACGCCGCAGCGUGUUAACACAAACAUGGUAAUUUCGCCGCCGCAAGAUCAACGAGGGGUAGCGGUGCUGCCGUCGGAUUCGACGAGGAGCGGGAGAGGAAAGCUUACUAUAGUGGACUAUGGCCAUGACGAAGUUGCAAUGUCACCUGAGCCUGAGGAAGGAGAGAUAGGAGGUAGUGUUCGAGUCAUGUAUGGGGACCAGCUUAAUUUGACCAAUGGUGAUUUGCUAGAUAGAACACCAUCUGGAGCAGUUCACGUUAUGACACCUAGCAAUCAAGCAAACACUCCUCAAUUAUCUGAGCAGUUGAAAUCUGAUACAAUGAAUGAUGAUGCCAUGAUUGGACCUGAUGAUGCAGAACCUGGAGAAGCAGGUCAAGAUGAGCAAAAAGCUGAAGACCCAUUGGAUAAAUUUCUCCCUCCUCCACCAAAAGCAAAAUGCUCAGAGGAACUGCAAAGAAAAAUAAAUAAGUUCUUGGAGUAUAAGAAGGCUGGAAAAAGUUUUAAUGCCGAAGUUCGCAACAGAAAGAACUAUCGAAAUCCUGACUUCUUAUUGCAUGCAGUGAGGUAUCAAGAAAUUGACCAAAUAGGAUCUUGCUUCAGUAAAGAUGUAUUUGACCCUCAUGGAUAUGAUUCAAGCGACUUCUAUGAUGAAAUUGAGGCUGACAUGAGGCGUGAAAGUGAAAGGAAAGAACAUGAGAAGAAGAAAGCACAGAAGAUGGAAUUUAUCGCUGGGGGAACACAACCGGGAAUUGUAGCAGCAGGUGCUCCCAGAAUUGGCUUGCCUGUUGCAGGUGGUUCUGCUGUGGCUGCAAGUGGUUUGGUGCCACCUAUAGCUGACUCUAUUAAUCGGGAUGGUAGACAGAACAAAAAAUCAAAAUGGGAUAAGGUGGAUGGUGAUCGAAAAAAUCCUCUGCCCUCUGUGGGGCAGGAUUCUGUAUCCACUGUUGGGGCUCAUGCAGCAAUUCUAUCUGCUGUUAAUGCUGGCAGUGGGUACAUGCUAUUUGUAGGAGAGAGGAGGGGGGACUAGAAUAGAUGACAUAUGAAAGCUAACGAGAGAGAGAGAGCCACAAAACUAACAAGAGAAGACAACAUGUGAUUGAUACAGUGACGGGUGUUUUUGUUGAGCAGGCAGCAAAAACGGCGAGAGGCAGAGGUGAAAAGAUCUACUGAAAAGAGGUCGGAGAUAAGAUCGUGAACCAUCGAUUUUACUAAGACUGUGUAUAACUAAAAAGUUGUGGGUUGAACAUAUUUCAGCAUAACAUUUUUGUCUGUUAAUCAACUUUGGCAAUGAUCACUGGCACUGUAUAUUUUUUAGAAUGGAAGGAAUUUUUUUACUGAA
Messenger RNA from Arachis duranensis, 1810 nucleotides. RefSeq lists its product as uncharacterized. Lineage: Eukaryota; Viridiplantae; Streptophyta; Magnoliopsida; Fabales; Fabaceae. The record is from RefSeq and is a predicted model, not a curated record. Gene Ontology annotation, cellular component: nucleus. Gene Ontology annotation, biological process: regulation of DNA-templated transcription. The transcript is spliced from 8 exons. Bases 194 to 1498 code for a protein of 434 amino acids.